CUCUGCUUACCCAAUUCAAUGGAUUUUUCAGUUACUGGGUUUCUGGUUUUAACCCUUUCUUCCUUCUUCAAAAUUCACUUUUCUCUCUCUUUCUCUCUCACCCUCUUUCUGUACGUUCGCGUGGAGCCGGCGAUAUUCGCUUGACAACUGGUCGCGACCUUCAGCUCUUUCGUUACCAUCUAUGUCGGCGAGUUUUUCAUCUCUUCCCGUUUCUUCAGGUUGUCAAAUUGCUCUCUUUUGUAUUCUUUAAACCUAAUGUUGUUCAUUGGCCGCGUUUCGGGAGCUAGAAUGUUUUGUUUAUGAUGGACUGAAGGAGUUCUUGUUUCUUUGUGGGAGUCGUUGAGCUGCUUGCUGUGCUGAUGGUUGGAUCCAAGGAUUUAUCUUGAAACAAUCGAGGCUGAGAGAAUCUGAAUUGCAGGGAUUUAGCAAAUCCCAGUGUUGUUUUUGCGGUAAAGUUUGAUCUUUAUGGUGUACUAUGGCUGUUGAGUUCGAUUUUUUCUCUGCUUGUUAGUAAUUGAAUCAUGGAUUCUUUGUUUUGCUUUUGACAAUCAGAAACUUGGUUUUUUGCACGAUUUGACUCUUGAUCUAUGGAAGCUCAAUUUGGAGAAAACUCUCGUCAUUUGUUUGGUCAAGUGUUGCCUGAGUUUAAAGCUCUUGGGAAGAAAAGCCUGGAAUGGGAUUUAAAUGAUUGGAAAUGGGAUGGAGACAUUUUCUCUGCUACACCAGUUAAUCCAUUGGGGUCUAACAGUUCAUCGUCAUCUGACGAUGUUAUUUUAUUAGGAGAUGUGAGAAGAACGAGGGAAUUGGAGAAGAGAAGAAGGGAUGUGAUCGUUAUAGAGGAAGAAGAAGAAGUAAACCAUGAAUCCGGGUCCCUUAAUUUAAACCUUGGAGUACAAGCAUACCCCAUAAUACAUCCUGUGACUGAAACACUUGAGGGAAAGAGCGGUAAGAAGAGCAAGAUAUUUCCCGGAAUUCCAAAUCCAAAUCGUGCUGUUUGUCAAGUGGAGGAUUGUAGAGCUGAUUUAAGCAAAGCCAAGGACUAUCAUCGAAGGCAUAAGGUUUGUGAAAUUCAUUCCAAGGCCGGUAGUGCUUUGGUGGGUAAUGUCUUGCAAAGGUUCUGUCAGCAGUGCAGCAGGUUUCAUGUCCUUCAAGAGUUCGAUGAAGGGAAGAGAAGUUGUCGUAGGCGUUUGGCUGGUCAUAAUAAGAGGAGGAGAAAGACACAUCCAGAAAAUGUUGUUAAUAAUGCAGGCACCUUGAAUGAUGAGCAAUGCAGUAGUUAUUUGCUUAUUAGUCUUCUGAGGAUACUAUCCAAUAUGCACCCUAAUAACUCAGAGGGAAUGAAAGACCAGGAUCUUCUUUCUCAUUUUCUAAGAAAUCUUUCAAGUCUCUCUAGCACAAUUAAUGGGAGGGACAUAGCUGGUUUGCUUUCUAGUUCUCAAAGUCUUCAACAAGUCGGAACAUCUGGAAAUCAACAUAAGGAACUUCUGCCUGGUGGAAAUUGUGGAACUAGAGAUGUAUCAACAUCUCGAGGCAUAGAGAAGUUGGAUGAACCUCUCACAUUACCAACUCCAUAUCAUACAAAUGAUGGCAUUCCACCCAAAUUGAGGAUAUCAGAUGCUAGUGGUGGUCAAACGGGGUUGAAUAACUUUGACUUGAAUAGUGCUUAUGAUGAUUCUGAUUGCUGUGAAGAAAACAUGGAGACUUCUUUGGCUCCAGUUAGUACUGCAACAGGAUUCCUUGGCCCAUGGCAACACCAUGAGAGUCUCAAGUCGAGCCCACCUCAGACGAGUAGAAAUUCUGAUUCAACAUUGAGCCAAUCACCUUCUAGUUCUAGUGGGGAGGCACAGAGCCGAACAGAUCGAAUUGUGUUUAAACUUUUUGGAAAAGAUCCAAGCAAUUUACCUCCUGUAUUGAGAAAACAGAUCCUUGAUUGGUUGCCAAACAGUCCUACUGACAUUGAGAGCUAUAUAAGACCUGGGUGUAUCAUCUUAACUAUAUAUCUUCGGUUGAGUAAAUCUACUUGGGAAGAGCUCUCCUCCGAUCUGGGCUCCAGUUUGCUUAAACUACUUAAUGUUUCCAACAAUUCAUUCUGGAAUUCUGGCUGGGUGUAUACAAUGGUGCAGCAUCAUGUGGCAUUUAUGUACAAUGGGAAUGUGGUUUUAGACACACCUCUACCUUGUAGAAGCCAUAGCAGAAUCUUGAGUGUUAAGCCAAUCGCCGUCACUCUUUCAGAGAGAGCUCAAUUCUUUAUCAAAGGUUUAAACUUGUCUCAUUCCACUUUGAGGAUACUUUGUGCUCUCGAAGGGAAAUAUCUGGUGGAAGAAAAUUGUUCUGAUGUGUUGGAGGAAGACGAUGGGUUCAAUAGUGGUAAUGAAGUCCAAAUCAUUAGCUUUUCUUGUUCUAUGCCAAAUAUGGUUGGGAGAGGAUUCAUUGAGGUUGAGGACCAUGGCCUAAGUAACAGCUUCUUUCCAUUCAUUGUGGCGGAGCAGGACAUAUGUUCUGAAAUUUGUAUGCUUGAAAAAGAAAUGGAAUUGAUAGGCACUUCAGAUGACAUUCAACAAGAUAGAGCAGAAACCAAGAAUCAAGCAGUGGAUUUCAUACAUGAAAUUGGUUGGCUUCUUCACCGGAGCAAUUUAAGGCAUAGGAUGGGCACCAACUUUGACCAGAAUCAAGACCUCUUCCCUUUCAAACGCUUCAGAUGGAUAAUGGAGUUCUCAAUCGAUCAUGGCUGGUGUGCAGUAGUUAACAAACUUCUAGAGAUUAUUUUCAAUGGUUGCGUUGAUUCAGGAGACCAUUCUUCAAUCGAACUUGCAGUGUCUGCUAUGACUAUCCUGCACAGAGCUGUGAUUCAGAAUUGCAGAGCCAUGGUGGAAUUGCUGUUGAGAUAUAAGCAAGAAGUGGAUGGAAUCAGAAAGUUCUUAUUCAGACCUGACACUAUUGGUCCUGGAGGUUUGACACCUCUUCAUGUUGCAGCCAGCAGAAGUGGUUCAGAGAGCGUCUUAGAUGCAUUAACCGACGAUCCUGGAUCGGUGGGAAUAGAAGCAUGGAAGGGGGUUCGCGACAACACAGGAUUAACUCCAAAUGAAUAUGCAAGCCUCCGAGGCUACUAUUCCUACAUCCAUCUGAUCCAAAAGAAAUCCAAUAAGACAAUGAAGACAGCCAGUGGAUAUCAUCAUGUAGCUUUGGAUAUUCCCUACAUACCUGCUAAGAUCGUUGCUAGUUUUGACAUUGAGAAGAAAAGCAGAAAGGAGGAGAAGCAGAUGACUGGUCAAAAGCUAAACUGCGGGCGUUGCGAGCAGAAGCUAAUGACAUAUGGAAGGAAAGGAAGUUCUCUGUCACUGUAUAGACCGGCAAUGCUGUCAAUGGUCGCUGUAGCCGCAGUUUGUGUUUGUGUGGCUCUGUUCUUCAAGAGCUGUCCUGAGGUUCUAUAUGUUUUUAAGCCUUUCAGGUGGGAACAACUCAAGUAUGGCUCAAUCUAAGUUUAAGUUUGAGCUUAGUUUUUCCAUCAUUAUUAUUAUUUUUACUUUUUUUUUGGUGGGAGGCAUAAUUCUGUGGUAAAUAAAGACAUGGGGUGAUAGUUAACAAAUAGAUAAUAAUAAUGAUAAUAAUAUAUUUACAUAUUGUCCAGAAAUCCUUAUUGUGGUUAUCUUGUAGUUAUUUUAAGAUUUGUACAAGUUUAGAUUCUUAUAAUUAUCAUUCUAAUCAAAUAUUAUUUAUUAAGGUUUUACAUAA
Molecule: messenger RNA, 3732 nt
Organism: Impatiens glandulifera
Lineage: Eukaryota; Viridiplantae; Streptophyta; Magnoliopsida; Ericales; Balsaminaceae
Product: squamosa promoter-binding-like protein 1
Exons: 11
Coding region: 588-3479 (963 amino acids)
Cellular component (GO): nucleus
Molecular function (GO): protein binding; DNA binding
Source: RefSeq, a predicted model, not a curated record